This is a messenger RNA of Hyposmocoma kahamanoa, 2871 nucleotides long. It is a transcript of the gene ash2, whose product is annotated as set1/Ash2 histone methyltransferase complex subunit ASH2. The coding region runs from base 80 to 1795 and encodes 571 amino acids. The record is from RefSeq and is a predicted model, not a curated record. The transcript has 10 exons. Lineage: Eukaryota; Metazoa; Arthropoda; Insecta; Lepidoptera; Cosmopterigidae. Gene Ontology annotation, molecular function: transcription cis-regulatory region binding; protein binding. Gene Ontology annotation, cellular component: Set1C/COMPASS complex.
UUAUUUUUUAUUCUUUAAUACGAUGCCAUACUGGAAAUUAUGAGAUAAAUAAAGUUAUACAAGACACUAGGUUUACAAAAUGUCGUCUCAGUCUAACGAAGGAGCGAAGAAAUCAAGCGAAACAGAUGUAUCCUCCAACAAUGGACAUAGCUCCCAGUCUGAAUCCCAAAAGCCGGGUGAUUACGCAGAGAAGAAAUCAAAUAAAACCUCUGGAGAAUCUCAAGUAACAUGUUACUGCGGGAAAGACAGAAACCUGAACAUUGUGGAGCUACUAUGUGCCUCAUGCAAUCGGUGGUUCCAUGAGUCAUGUAUUGGGUACCAGUUGGGGAAAUUGGUCCCAUUCAUGACUAAUUAUUUGUUUAUUUGCAAAAACUGUUCACCAACUGGUUUGGAAACUUUUAAGAAAAAUCAAGCUCCUUUCCCACAGAUGUGCUUAACAGGAAUUGCAAAUCUGCGGCAAGAGAGUAUCAAAGAUGGGAGUAACAAACUCCUUUUCAGCAAAGACAGGGAGAUCAUACCUUACAUUGAUCAGUACUGGGAAGCUAUGACAACCAUGCCGCGGAGAGUAACACAAUCGUGGUACGCGACAGUGCAACGGGCACUGAUAAAAGACAUCCAAGUCCUUUUCACGUACGAGGAAGACGCAAGUCAAGGCCCCAUGUUUGGAUUGUACAAUUUGGAGCUAACGGCCAUUAAACCCAAUUAUGAAGCUAUGAUCAAACAGGGACAGCUCAAGGUCACCGAUAUGGGGAUUGCUACAAUACCAUUAGCAGGCAAUGUUAAGGGGCGGCAAGGCAAGAGGCGGCCGGCGGUAGGCGCGACCGAAACAGGUGCGCCGGCCGGCAAGAAAGGCCGUACAGCCGAAAUUGGCACCCUGAAAUUGCCUUCACAUGGAUAUCCGACCGAACACCCUUUCAAUAAAGACGGGUAUCGAUAUAUACUGGCCGAGCCUGAUCCUCAUGCGCCUUUUAGACAGGAAUUCGAUGAAAGCAACGAAUGGAGCGGCAAGCCGAUUCCGGGGUGGCUGUACCGAGCUCUAUGCCCCGGCGUUGUUCUUCUGGCAUUGCAUGAUCGCGCACCGCAGCUGAAGAUUGCUGAAGACCGAUUAGCUGUCACCGGAGAUAGAGGCUAUUGCAUGGUUCGGGCUACACAUGGCGUAUCUCGCGGCGCGUGGUAUUGGGAGGCGGUGGUGGAGGAGAUGCCAGAAGGUGCAGCAGCGCGUCUGGGAUGGGGACGUCGAUAUGCCAACUUGCAAGCGCCGCUCGGUUACGACAAGUUCGGAUACUCCUGGCGUAGCCGGAAGGGCACCAGAUUCCACGAGUCUCGCGGCAAACACUACAGCUCUGGGUACGGUGAGGGCGACACCCUAGGCUUCCUCAUAGUGAUGCCUGACUCAACUAAUACCAAGUAUACUCCCAGUACUUACAAGGAUAGGCCCUUGGUAAAAUUCAAAAGCCACCUCUACUAUGAAGACAAGGAUAAUAUUCAAGAAUCUCUCAACAAUCUCAAACCCCUCCCUGGCAGCAAGAUAUACUUCUUCAAGAAUGGAGAGUGCCAAGGAGUCGCCUUUGAAGAUAUUUACCAAGGCUCCUACUAUCCUUCAGUAUCGCUGCAUAAGAAUGUGACUGUCAGUGUUAAUUUUGGACCCAAUUUCAAAUUUCCGCCGUCUAAUAAAUAUUCAUAUAGAUCGAUGUCCGAAAAAGCUGAAGAAGCAAUUGGCGAACAAACUAUGGCUGAUCUUCUCUAUCUGACUGAGAACGAAGGUAAACUACGUCUGGACAACUUCAACCUCUGAUAUUAAACACACCGUUAUUGUAACGGUGUGUGAAUGAGUGAAUUGUGAGUGCUUGUGGAGUAUGGACACAAAUACCGUUUAAGCACAUAAACUUACAUAGCAUCCUAUAAAUGUACAGAUUUAUUUGCCUUUAAUAUAAUUAUGGUAUUUGUCAAGUAUCAAAAAGAAACAAUCAUUAAAAAUACUUAAAAUUGUGAAUGGUUAUAUAUGAAAAUAGAAGUGAAAUUCGAAAAGUGAGUAGUCACAGGUCCGAUUCAGAAAUCAAAAGUUACAAAGACACUGGAAUCUUUUGUGACAAAAUACAAGCAACAUCCUAAACACAGUUUUGCAAAAAAGACUAACCUGUCUCUCUACCACGACUUUGCUGUGGUGACAAAUUGUCGCUGGCGACCGCAUAAAUUACUUCAAUUUUGUGUGGUAAAUUCACAGCGCCUCUAGCGGCCACAAGAAGAAAUCACAUUUUGUAUACAAACAUUUUACGCGGUCGCUAGCGAUGAUUGUCACUGUAAUCUCAUGGUAGAGACACUGAUGUGGGUUCAGCGCGAUAUCGAAAACUGAAUAUAAGAUUCGUAUCCUCAAGUUGAUUGAUGUAUUAAAAAUAUGAGUCAGAUACCCUAAUUAUUAUGACCACAUACUAUGUAGGCGAGUAUAAAUUUAUUGAAAUCUUAAUAUUAAGUUUUUCUUAACGUAAAUCAGCUUACAACCACUUGGGAUAUUAAACAAAUAUACCCCAAAUUGCUGCAAGUUGUACAAUAGUUUAAAAAAAUGUAAUGAUUGUAUUGAAUGUACUUAUAUAUCUAUAUAUCACCUUUACAUGAAAAUGAAAUGGCGUGCGCGCAAUUUCCACUAUCUAGGCUUUUGGCCAACAUAAUGUUACUUUUUUUUACUAAGAACAAUAAAUAUUGGAUAUUCACAUUAAUACGGCGAAACGUCGAGGGUCGGGUGUGAAUGCGCACAUUAACAUUUUCUGUGCGCUCUAUAUUGGGUUCAUGCCAUGCAUAUUUUCGUGGGCGCAUUCCGCUAGUUUGGUCACUAAACCAUUACGAGCAGUGAGCAUAUAAUAAUACUACGAGACU